Molecule: messenger RNA, 2641 nt
Organism: Cyprinus carpio (common carp)
Lineage: Eukaryota; Metazoa; Chordata; Actinopteri; Cypriniformes; Cyprinidae
Product: gastrula zinc finger protein XlCGF8.2DB-like
Exons: 1
Coding region: 124-726 (200 amino acids)
Biological process (GO): regulation of transcription by RNA polymerase II
Molecular function (GO): DNA-binding transcription factor activity; RNA polymerase II cis-regulatory region sequence-specific DNA binding
Source: RefSeq, a predicted model, not a curated record
GGAAAGCAUUUUAGUCAAAGAAUAACCCUUAAAAGACACGUUAGAAUUCACACUGGAGAGAAGCCAUUCACAUGCCAGCAGUGUGGAAAGAAUUUCUCUCAGCUUGGAAACCUUGGAGCCCACAUGAGUGUUCACACCGGAGAGAAGCCUUAUAAAUGCCAACAGUGUGGAAGAGGUUUCAACCGAAAAGGAAACCUUCAUUGCCACAUGGCAGUUCACACUGGAGAGAGCAUUUUUACCUGCCAACAGUGUGGAAUAAGUUUCACUCAAAAAGGAAGCCUUAACAGACACAUGAGAAUUCACAAUGGAGAGAAACCUUACUCCUGUUCUCUGAGUGGAAAGAAUUUAGAUCAACAUGGAAGCCUUGAAGUCCACAUGAGAACUCAUAGAGAGAGACCCUACACAUGCUCCGAGUGUGGAAAGAGUUUCUGUCAAAAACGACCCUUUGAAGACCACAUGAGAAUUCACACUGGAGAGCAACCCUACACAUGCCCUCAGUGCGGAAAGAGUUUCAAUCAUAUACGACACUUUGAUGACCACAUAAGAAUUCACACUGGAGAGAAGCCUUUCACCUGCCAACAAUGUGGAAGAAGUUUCAACCGAAUAGGAAGCCGUAACAGGCACAUGAGAAUUCACACUGGAGAGAAGCCGUUUACAUGUGGUCACUGCGGAAAGAGUUUCAGAUAUAAAACAGGCCUUAAGUCCCACAUGAGUUUUCACAUAUGAGAAAACUGUAUUUAUGUCAUCAGUGUGACAUGAGUCAUGUAAUAACACCAGAGAGAAGCCUUUGCUGUGCCAUCACUGUGGAAAGACUUGCAGAAACCAGACAAACUUGAGGUUCACAGAAGCACCCCAAUAUAAUUCAAAAUAGCUGAGCAGUGGAUUUGGGUUUGUUUACACCUGGGUUUAAAAUGUGUUUUGUUUGAUCACAUCACAAAUAGGCAGCCUCCAUAUCACCAUCUCUUCUGUCCACUUUUGACCACUUCUGUCAUUUUUUCAAUGGGAGGGUCAAUAGAUGGGUAAAUGCAUGGGAUCUUUCACAUCUUUAAAUCAAAUCGAUCAAAUGAAUAGAAUAUGUUUGCACAAUUUACAUACUGAAGUGAAGUGACAUUCAGCCAAGUAUGGUGACCCGUGCUCUGCAUUUAACCCAUCCAAAGUGCACACACACUGCAGUGGGCAGCCAUUUAUGCUGCGGUGCCCGGGGAGCAGUUGGGGGUUCGGUGCCUUGCUUAAGGGCACCUCAGUCGUGGUAUUGCUGGUCAGGACUCGAACCCACAACCUUAGGGUUAGGAGUCAAACUCUAACCACUACGCCACGACUUCCCAAGUCGUGGCACGCACUCACUCACGCACUCGUCUCCAUGUGGAGCACCGGCUAUUGUCAGACUGCUUGUGCAUUCAAAAAUCUCACUAGAUUAUUAUUAAAAUGUAAACUGAUAUUUUCUACUGACACAGCAAAAGAUAUAAAUAACUGGCUUAAAACCCUCUUUUGGGGUGAAAAUACUAAUGUGCCUAAGACUUUUGCACAGUACUGUAUAUAAUGAAGAAAUAUUAGUAAGUAGUGCUGGUGAUAGUAAAAAGGAGUUAGUAACUAUUUAGGGGAGGAAUGAAGGGUAUUCAUGUUCAUUUUUCAAGAACUUUUGUAGCCAUAUGAAAGAAAUAAACUGGUUUAAUAAGUGAAGUUGGUAGUGCUGUGUUUGAAUUUAUUUGAAUAAUCAUCCUCUGAUGAUAUCUUGAUAGAUUUAAUGACUUUAAUUUGACAUUGAUUUCAGUGUUACUUUUAACACUAUGUAGUGCAGAUUAUAUAAAAAGUCAUUUAUUUUACUAAGCCAUUUUAUCUAAGCCACGUAGAGCUCCAUGGAAGCUGUUGACAAGUUUGAAAGUGGGUCGCUCAGAUGGGUCCCACAUGGCUGUAGUGGUUAAGAUGAGGCAAAAUAAGUAACUUAAUUAACAGGUCAAACAUAUAAAAAUACACACAGUACCUGCAUUGUAAUACUGACAUAGAUUCACAUGCCAUUUUAGAGAGGUUUUUUUUAUUUAAAAGCUUUCACAGUACAGAUCUUAAAAGUUUUUAAUGAUCUCUUAAUGGUCACAGACUCUGAGGUCUAAAAGCAUAAGUAUGGCAGAACAUCCACAGCUGCAUUUGACACCAUUAUUCACGUCAUUCUGAUGUCUCGGAUUUAGAGUGGUUUAGGUCUUAUCUGUCUGAUAGAAAGUUUUCUGUCCACCUUGAAGAAUUUGUCUCCAUCAUCUCACCUUCCUUGUGGAGUCCCUCAGGGAUCUAUUCUAGGCACAAUGUGAUUUUCCCUUAAUGUGCUUCCACUAGAGUCUAUUCUAAGGAAGUAUGACAUUUUGUUUCAUUGCUAUGCAGAUGACAUACAAUUUUAUAUGCCAUUGAAAUGAAAAGAUAUCAGCUGUUUAAAAUUGUUGUUGGACUGCCUUAAUGGCAUUAAAACUGAGAUGUUUUUUUUUUUUUUUAAAUGAGUAAAACUGAAAUUGUGUUUGGCUUGAAUGGUACCCAUGUGGCUCCUAACACGGGAUUGGAUUCUUUACUUCCUUACUUUAAAUGAUCCAUUAAAAAUGCGGGCGUAAUCUUGGAUAGUGAUUUUAAACGUAAUAAACUUAAUAAAUUCAGUAGCUAA